CGAACUGGUCCGUAGCCUAGCGACCGGCCAACCUCCGCUCCCCCGCGCAUGCGCAGUGCCCUUUCUCCCCCCCGGAAGAAGACAGCAACAGAGGCGCCUCAGAGGCAGCGGCGUCUGCGUCGUCGUCGUCGUUUGUGAGGCAAGCGGCGUCGAAACGGGGAGCGAGGGAGCGAUGAGAUGGCGGCCGAGGUGGAGGCGGAGGGCGAGGUGGAGUGGGUGGUAGACAGCAUCGCCGGCUUCCUCCGGAGCCCCGCCUGGUCCAUCCCCAUCUUCGAGUUCGUGGAGCAGAAGUGCGAAGUUUUUGAUGACGAAGAAGAAAGCAAGUUAUCUUACACUGAGAUUCAUCAGGAAUAUAAAGCUUUGGUUGAAAAGCUGUUAGAAAGUUACCUUAAAGAAGUUGGAAUUAAUGAAGACAAAUUCCAGGAAGCUUGCAUGUCUCCUCUUGCCAAAACCCGUACCUCACAGGCCAUUUUGCAACCAGUACUGGCAGCAGAAGACUUCAGAUUGUUUAAAGAAAUGAUGGUCCAGAAAAAUAUUGAAAUGCAGUUGCAAGCCAUUAGAAUAAUCCAAGAAAGAAAUGGUGUUCUUCCUGACUGUUUGACUGAUGGGUCUGAUGCAUACACUGAAAUUGAAGAAGAAGAAAUGAAAAUACUAAGGGAAGUUCUUAGGAAGUCUAAGGAAGAAUACGACCUAGAGCAAGAAAGGAAAAGAACUAAAGAGUCACAUGAUAAGCUGAGAUCAUCUGAUGGAGCACACAAAUCUCCAGGACAUCUCAGCAAAAGUUCAGGACCUAAAGCAGCUCCUGACCUCACUACAAAACUGUCAUCAGGUACAGACACAAAACAACGAGAUUUACCAGCCCAGGAACUGUCUGCCAAAACAAAGGAAGACAGUGGCAAGAAAGCAGCUGGGAAUGGUUCGGAAUGCAUAGCAAAGCAGGCAGGAGUUGAAGGACGUAAAUUAUCUGAACUUGGAGCACAAGAGCUCAGGGAACGUGAAGAUUACCUAAAGCAGAAACGAGACUCACUGAAGGCUUUAAAGAAGGAGUCAAAAAAUAAUACACCACCACAGAGUGCAGAACAGAAAGAAGAACUGUUAGCUGCUCAAGAGGCGAGAGAUGAUGGAAUGAAGUUUAAAAAUCAUCUGGAUAAGCCGACAGGUCAUUCCACAGUCGAGGGACGAUGACACUGAGUUACAAGAAUGUCCUGACAGAGGUAGGCAACUGGGAAUGACAGAAGAAGAAGAGCAAAGUUUGUUAAGGAAGAGACUCCUUGCAGCAAAACUAAAAGAAGAAGUUAUUAAUAAACGAUAGUUUAAAAGAAGAUGCUUCUAAGAAGUUGAUGAUACUUAGUAUAUAUUUAACCAUGAACUGAAUUCUUUGCUCACAAGCAGUCCUACAUAUUUACUUGAUUUUAUAUGUUACAAAUGUUAUUUUUCUUUUCCUUUUUUUAAAAAAUAGAUUGCAAAGUAAUGAUUUAUUUUUAGAAUGAUUUUCUUCAUAGACGUGAUAGUUUCAUCACCCAGUAUAGUUUAUAAUUUCCAGUAUGUACUGAUGGAUGAUUCUAUGCUACUUUUGUUUGGUAUAAUAUGAAUUUGAGUAUUUGUUUCAGAAAUAAUACAGUGGUGCCUCGGGAUACGAAAUGAUCGGGUUACGAAAUUUCCGGGAUACGAAAAAGUUGGAUUGGCAAAAACUGUUUUGGGUUACGAAAUAUUUU
Molecule: messenger RNA, 1715 nt
Organism: Sceloporus undulatus (fence lizard)
Lineage: Eukaryota; Metazoa; Chordata; Lepidosauria; Squamata; Phrynosomatidae
Gene: CFAP36
Product: cilia and flagella associated protein 36
Exons: 11
Coding region: 178-1185 (335 amino acids)
Cellular component (GO): axoneme; ciliary base
Source: RefSeq, a predicted model, not a curated record